Molecule: messenger RNA, 2033 nt
Organism: Orbicella faveolata
Lineage: Eukaryota; Metazoa; Cnidaria; Anthozoa; Scleractinia; Merulinidae
Product: fatty acid synthase-like
Source: RefSeq, a predicted model, not a curated record
GCCUACCAUGAGGGCAGAAAACCGAAGUGUAAGGAAGAUAGCUCACAGCUACAUCAGGAUGAUCAAGCAGGUCCAAAGAUAUGGGCCUUACUACCUAGCUGGCCAGUCCUUUGGGGGUCUUGUGGCAUAUGAAAUAGCAAGUAUCCUGACUGAGCAACGUGAAGAUGUGGCAUUUGUAGCAAUGAUUGACACAUUUCCAUGGUACCUACCAAACAGAACUGGUACUGCCAGGCUGGAGUUGCUCUUUAGUGGUUCAAAGCUGGACAAACUAAUAGACGGUCUAUUUGAGGCAACAUUUGAGCAAGUGCUUUGUAGGCUGGCUUCUACCAGCCUUGGAAUGACAACAGAGGAAUAUAAAGAACUGAGAGAGAAGGAGACCCUAGUUGACACCAUCAAAUGUCUUCAACAAAGAGCCAUGGAUAAAAACAUCCCCUUGUAUGACAUUACUCUGCUUCAAGACUCUCUCCGUCAUGACAACAGAAUGGCUACCAGUAAACACAAGGAAUGGAAGCCACCACAGGUUCGGUUCAAAGGCCCUCUCACCUAUAUGAAGAGCGCAGAUCAACGAUAUACACCAACUCGCCCACUUCAAGAGGAUUCAGAUUCUGAUGCUUCAUGGGCUGCGUUGGUAGAUGGCAACAUUGAUGUCUAUAUCUGCCCAGGAGAUCACCUUGCCCUUGGUGAACCAGAAGAUGGUGCAAUUGUCGGUGGUAUUUUGGCCACAGCUGUUGGUAUAAGAUAUAGGACCCUUUGUCCAAGUCUUCCUCGACUGCCUACAUCCUUAAAACAAAGACGAGCUAUUGGCAAAUUUGAGGCUGGAGUUGAUGUUCUACUGUAUUCCAAGAAAGCAUCCAGAAACACCCGCAAGGGAUCUAUGUACCUAGAUGUCAGGGCCCACACAUUGACAUUCAAAACCAUGCUCCAAAAGUCUGACAGUGCAAAUCAGAAGAGUGAUGCGAAGAAGAUAGACAUCAAAGAAUUAAGAAAUGUCCUUCCGGGGAAGUAUGAGCCAAGCGCCAUCAAGAUUGCCUCCAAGGCACAAGACACUUCAGACCAGCAUACAUUCAAUCUUAUGCUUGUAACCUCUGUUGUGACUCCAAAGAGGACUUACAACUUUCAGUGGCACAGCUUUGAAGACAUGAGAGGGUUCUUCACCAUGGUUGAAGCCAUCAUGGGCGUGACCAUCUCCAAAGUGUGAUACACCAGAAAAGGAAAAGAUUGACGUUUUGACGAGUAUGAACUUUGCUUCACGGCCAGGCAAUGAUUGUUGCGAACAACGGUGGAAUCUCGAUUUCACACACCUCCUCAUUAUUCAAACUUUUUUGCUCCCUUGGCAAAAAUGCAAAUUGCUUAAUGUUUCAAACAUUUUCCACUCCGCUAAAUAGUCCGAGCAUUUGGGAUUCCACUAUAGUAUACUUUCUUCAAUUUUUAAAUUAGAACUAAGUUUGAAUUACUAAAAGUUUAAUACAUAUUUUUUUAUCAUUGUUACAAAAUUUUAUCAUAGUAUUAGUUUGGUGAAGAGCUUUAUCAAACCGUUAUUAAAAGCAUAGAGUAUCUUACAGACUAAUUAGGGGAACGGGUAAUAGUUCAUAACUGAAAGAACAUUGAAAACCCAAAUUUUGAAUCCCCUGAUUAUUGGAAGCAAUUUCCGCCCCCUUUAGUGGUUUGUAAAAUCAAGAUUCCGUGAUAUUUUAUUUUGAACUGUUUGAAAAAGUAGUAGCCUAGUGUUGUACUACAAAAUGUUUCAUGAUUUUUUGGUCAGUAUUACACAAUUUUAUAUCAGUAUAUUCAUUAGGUGAAUAGUUUAAUCAAGCUGUGAUUUUGUGCUUAGAGUUUCUUACAAGGGGAACUUUUACUUGAUCAGUUCAUAACUGACAGUACGGUGGAAUCCCGAUUCUUUGAACCUCCUGAUUAUUCAAAGUUAUUUUAUGCUGCCUUGGCUAAACAUUCAGGAGAAAAAGUUGGUGUGAUGUCGGAUUUGCCUUGAUUUUGAGCUCUGUCAGUUGAAAAAUGGCUCUAGCUCACCAACGAGC